Molecule: messenger RNA, 4975 nt
Organism: Pararge aegeria (speckled wood butterfly)
Lineage: Eukaryota; Metazoa; Arthropoda; Insecta; Lepidoptera; Nymphalidae
Gene: ush
Product: zinc finger protein ush
Exons: 3
Coding region: 333-2696 (787 amino acids)
Biological process (GO): negative regulation of transcription by RNA polymerase II; positive regulation of transcription by RNA polymerase II; cell differentiation
Cellular component (GO): nucleus
Molecular function (GO): RNA polymerase II-specific DNA-binding transcription factor binding
Source: RefSeq, a predicted model, not a curated record
UACGACUUUUAUGGUGGGCAAGCUUUUUUAUUUGACAUUUUAUACAAGUUUAUUCAAACAGCGCGAUAGGAUCGGCGACGUUAUCUUUCAAUGCAACGUUACCGCGAGCUGGUGCUUGAUAGCAUCUGGGGCCAUUGCUAGUUAAACCAACCUGAUAAGAGAUCGUGUUGCGGCUGUGUGCGUCCGUGUGUGUCGCACGUGCGCCUGUGUGCGGGGAGGGGAGUACGGCCGGCAGCCAGUCACUAAAAUUACGCGGCAAAAGAAUGACGUCGCGGACGAAAAGUUGUGCUCUGCGUUGAAAAGUUGUGUGUGUUUUGUGAUUGGACGCUGUGAUGUUAUUGUGGUUGAGUUAUCUGAGGCAGUUGGAGCUUGCGUGCGCCGGUACGAACGCGUUUCCGCCAGGCGGCGCUGUCGUCGCCAAAACAAUGUGUGAGGACGAGGAAUGGGGAAACGAGAGCGAGGCGAUGUCAGGAGAACCCCGAACGCCGAGCUCUGGUGGGGAGCGAGUCGCCUCCAGUGGUGGGGCAUCGCCGGUUUCUGAAGGUUCUACUGCCGCUUCUCCGCCACGAUUACGUCUCAAUACGAGUCUGGCGACCGAUCCGGCGCUCGCACCGGAAGCUACAUCUCUGAAGCACGAGCCGCCGACCCCGUCGCCCCCGCCACCACCCGUUCAACAACCGCGAGACUAUUUAGCUCUUACGGCCGCAAGCUUUCCAGCGCUGUUUCCCUCUACACCUCCUGGAUACAUGUGCCAACCUUGUGGAAUACGCUAUUCCUCUCUGAGUACUCUUCAAGCACACCAAGAACACUACUGCUCCAAAAGGAGAACGAAACCAGACGGCACUGAGACAACUGCUGAGGCAGUAGCCGAUGAGUCGAGCGGUGACUCAAAAACGCCGCGACCAUUAGGCAAGCAAUACGCUUGCACCUAUUGCUCAUACAGCGCUGACAAAAAAGUUAGUUUAAAUCGCCACAUGCGAAUGCAUUCUUCGUCACCCGUUAGCAGCAGUACUCCCGUUCCACCCCCAACUUCUAAUGGAGAAACUGUUGAAGGGCAGCCGUCGCAGGAUCGAUAUUGUAUGGAUUGUGACAUACAUUUCACGUCAAUUAAAACUUAUCGGGCUCACAAAGCACAUUACUGCAAUACGCGACAAGUGGUGAAACAAGCAUUAGCUGCAGCUAGAGCAAGUACAUCAGGGUCCACGCCACCAUCUCCUGGGACGACUCCUCCUGCGCAAAAUCAAUAUGCAUUGGCGCUGCCGACGAAUCCGAUUCUCAUAGUCCCAUAUUCAAUAUUGAGAAGCGCUAGUACGCUACCUGGUACUACUCUACCGGAUCCUGAUACUCCGUGCUUUUUAUUACCAAAUGGAACAUUCCAGCCCCUCAGCAGAGCGUUACCAAAUCUAAACACUGAAGUAAAGGAACCCGAAGUUUUAAAGUCAGCGAAUAGACCACGUGAACCAUCUCGAGAUGGCACCACACCAUUAGAUCUGAGCGUACGACGCACUCCGGAAUCUGUUACGACAGAUGAACACGAGAAGGAAAAUAGGAUGCGUUCUACGACUCCUGAGCAAAUAGUAUGCGCUCCUUCUUUACCGGGCUCUCCUGGAACGCCAUCGCCUUCGAGGAGAUCUUCCUCGCCAAGCGGAGAAAGUUCUCCCAAACGAAGUCGACGCAGUUCAAGAGGACCGACACCAAAACCACCGAGCAUACCUUCUCCUCAAGAAGAAAAAUUUCCUCCAGCAGUGCCUCCACCGAUCAUACCUUCUGGUUUGGCACUAAGACUUGCCACAGAUUUGCCGGUAGCAACUGUGCCGCCACAAGUUCUGGUUAAGCAAGGGGUGUCAAUGUGCAAAGAGUGCAACAUAGUGUUCUGCAAGUUCGAAAACUAUCGCAUACACAAACGCUUUUACUGUUCGGCCGGCGGCGGGGAUGACAGAGUCAGUCCUGUGCCUCCAGAGGCAGGCACGCCACCGCAGUACCGACAGCUUAUCUGCCUCGCGUGCGGUAUACAUUUCACCUCCCUGGAUAAUUUGACAACUCACCAGUUGUAUUAUUGUACGAAGAGGGAGACUCGGUCUCCGCGCAGCAUGCCCGAAGCUCCGAGGCCCGCAUCGGGGUCUGAAGGCGGGUGGAAAUGCCCGUGCUGUGACGUGGUGUCGCCUACGGCAGCAGCGGCACAGCGGCACAUGGAGGCGCAUGCUGGAGUGAAAGCGUUUCGCUGCACGAUCUGUCGCUACAGAGGGAACACGCUGCGAGGCAUGCGUACUCACAUACGCAUGCACUUCAGGGAAAAGCCUGCUGAUCUACAGGAAGAGAGCUACAUCUCAUGCGUAGUCGAGGAAAAUACUCGUGAAACGACAUCCCCAGUCCCAGCUGUGGGCGAGAGGGUUCAUCAGUGCGGCUCCUGCGCGUACACCUCCACAUACCGCGGCAACGUUGUGCGCCACUCGCGCCUAGUCCACCGGACCGGAGAGCCGGAGUCCGAAGAGCAGACGUCCCCCAUCCCUACAGUCGAUAUUAAGAAGGAGCCGGAUACCGAAGAAGACUCCCCGAACGUCUGCAAGUUUUGUAACAUCUCUUUUAAAUAUGUCAACUCGUACAAAGCCCAUAAGCAGUUCUACUGCAAAGCUAACCAGGAUGCUGCGGCCAAUAACAACGUGCCAGCGCGAGUUACGGACGCGUCGGUCGUAUGAAGCGGUGACUACACCGAUAUGACGAUUUUGUUGUGAAAUUUAUAUAGUCACUUUCUUCACGUACCGUAUAACUGACUGAUUUACGUUUUCCAAUACAAACUUUGAAAGACAGUCAAGGUAAUGCUAAAGUUAUAGCUAAGCUUUCUCUAACAGUCAAUCUUGGUUCAUUCAAACGUUAUUUUGAAUGAACUAUUAAUGACUGAUAAAGGAUGCCUGACAUUAAGUUCGCCUUUUGUAUUUUAUUCUUGUGCAAUAAAAUCGAACAAAAAUCAAGAACACUCAUUGGGGUUUCUUGUAAUCUUGCAAUCUCCAUUUCAGCCCAUUUAGGGUAAAUUUUUUUAAACACAAUUCUUAGCGGAUGUUUUUAAAAUUACUUAUUCUUUGUUAAACUUCUUCGUUAAAAUUAGUCUUUAAAUCUUUCUUUAUCAACCCCCAUUUAAUUCGGGUGGAAAACUAAGCAUGAAAAUAAUAAUAGUAAAUUAACAUAUAUAUUUCACAACAAAAUCGCUGAAGUGUUAAACCUAAAUAGGUUUUAAACCGUCAAUCUUAGCUUCCUUUGCUUCCGUACGUUAAAACACAUGUUAAUGUGUCUCUAUAAUAUUAAUCACGUUAUCAGAACUAUUCGAGUUAUGUGCAAUAAUUUAUCAAGUUAAAUUUAUAAUAUAUCGAUUUAAGGACAUUAUCUGUACUGCAUAUCAAAGCCAAAUCGCUGUUUUGACAUUCAAGUGACAGAUCACUGAGUGAACGGAACGAAUGAAAUCUCGGCUAAUGUAAAUACAGCCCUAUUUAGAUUUUGUUAUAAUUAAUAAGUAAUUGUUACUGUAAAUCAUUAAUUAACUUGUUAAAAAAAAAUAAAAAAGUUAACCCCUUUCGUCAUUUGUAUUAGUAUACGUUAAAAUACCAAAUUGUAAAUAUAUUGUGUAAAGAUAUUACUGUCGCAUAUAAUAUUAUUAAAGCUAAAAUUUUAUUACCAUUUGUUCUAAGUGAUUGUUCUGUGUUUGUUGUUAUUUGUAAUUUUUUUUGUUUAUUAUUGAUAUAAUUAGGUGCCUACUGUUAGAUGAACUUUAUCCAACAUUGCCAAGCCGUCGAAUGCUCAUUCCAUAUUUUAUCUGUCUACUGGCUCCUCCAUUUUAUCCGCUGAAUGGAUGACACUACAUCACUCACCUCUAUUAUCACUGGGCUGGCUGGCUAAAAAAAUGACAGUCAGUCCCCAUUAUAAACGCCACAUUUGACAUACUGUUGUCUCUGGAAUUAAUUUUGUAGUGUUUACGUGUUUCAAAUUUUAGUUCCAUCAACUUCCAUGUACUCUCGUAUUACAGCGCUAAACUUACAGCGCCAAAAUGUCGAUAAUCAAUUAGAGACAAGAGAAAAAAAAUACAGGUACAUUAGGUUAUAGCCUACGCCACAAGUACGCACAGGGCGGCACGUUGCAAGUCAUUUUUUUUGUGCUUAUAUGCACAAAAAAAAUGAGGAAUAGUCCUGAGAAAUGUUUCUCUGUUUAUAGUGGAUGGUUUCCACUUACCAUUAGGUGGCCUUGAUACUUCUAUUUAUACUAUAAAAAUAAAAAUCAGUGCAUACAAAAGUAUAAUUACUUGCAACGCUUAAAAUAAACUGCGACACUGAAUUCCAAAUAAAAUGUUAUUAGUUAUGUGGUGUCAUUCAAUCGUGAUCAUCUGGCGGUUAUGAAUUUUGUAUAACGUGUAUUAUAUUUUUCAUUUAAAGCCUAUUUCGCCACUUCUUAAAUUCUUCUAACUAUUGAACAUAAUAAUAAUAAUAAGAUAAAUCUUCUGCCUAGAUAUCCGACUUGUGGUAUAGAACCACCGCCGCCACCGCCUUGAGCCUCCAUUUUCAUUCUUGUUACUGAAGGUGAACCAACUCCAUAUCAGUUCAAAAACUGAUCACCGUCAGCAACCCUCGCUCCGAAAUCUCCUAAAAAACACGCACCAUUGUACCUAAAUUUCUCAUUACCAUCUGAAAUAAUAAAAAAAAAAUUAAAGCUCGUUCGCUCCAGAAUUACCUGACCUCUUUAUUUUAAAAACCUACUUGAAACGAGCGAGCGAGCGAUCGAGCGGAAGUGGCACUUUAUUGUAUAAGCAGUGCUUUGCCUAGUCCCCUAAUAAUUUCUUUAAAGAGAACAUUGAUUACGAAUCGAAUAUGCGUUUUCGAAAUAUUUACGUUUUCAUCUGAGCAUAGAAUCGAUCGUUAUUUUAAUGAAUGUAGAUUAUAAAUCCCCCGAGAGUGCGCUAGUUUAAGAAAGAACGGAAGAACGUUUAAGUUUG